AUGACUGAACUUAAAACAAUAAAUGAACUUGAGGAACUUAAGGAAAUUUUAAUGCAUGACUCCAUUUCUAGUUACUGUCAACCACAACCUUAUCAUUCGACAACCAAGGAUAUAAUAAGUAAUCAUAGUAAAGGUUCAUCUGUCACCAACUCUUCGAAUACUCACUCCGUAAAUUUAGAAAAAUUGAGUUAUCCUGCUUUUUCUAGUUCAAAAAACAAACACGAAACUUGCAAAUUUCCAGAAACAGCUAAUUCAUUUCAAAACAAUUUUUGUUUCGUAAGUAAUCAUAUAAGUGAUCAUCAAGUUCAAACACGUGCACAAGAUGUAGCUAUCUCAAAUGGCCUUCAUAAUUCAUCUGGAUUUGGUAAUGCACCGACAGGGUUUACAAAUUCGUCUAAGCCAUUUGUAAAUUCCUGUGUUCCGUAUAGCAUAAAGUCGAUUGCCUUCACCAAUCAACCUCAAGCCUUUGGUAGUAUCGCUGAACAGAACGGUCUUAUAAAUACUGAAAAAUGUCAAGACAUGUUUAAAAUCUCCACUAAUGGUAUAAGAACACCUGAUCCACAUCAUUCUCAAAUAAAGCUUUUAGAAAGUUUGUUGUUGUGGGCAACAAAUUGUGGUUUUUCUCAUUCUCAUACUCGUCGUCUCUUAGAAUUAGGACUACAGAAAAGAGCCUUUACAUGUCAAAAUCUUGAGCAGAACAAAUUGAUCUUGUUAAAUCUUCUUCAUACUUUUAACUCACUAUUGACAACUUUCUCAACUAAUCAAAAUUCUCAGAAGCUUAGUGAACAAUCAGCUCUUUUGAUUACAGUUACACAUCCUAAUAAUCUAUUCAAGGCACAACAACUGGCUCGCCUAGUUAUUUAUCUAGAACAGAGAGGAUUCUCACAAGAUAUGAUCUAUCGCUAUAUACAAAAUCCUCAUCCCAUGGAAAACGAAGAAGUGGCCAAAUUUCUCAACGAUUUAACGACACCUGCCAGUACUGUUCAUCAAGUCAGACCUAUGAAUUUUCCAUCAUCAAAAUCACUUAGCAUGAAAUACCCAGAAAAAUGAUUGUGAAGACGAUGGAAAGUAUUCUUUCAUUUUCUGAUGUUCAUUGUUUUCUAUGAAAUUUCUCUAAUAUCAGUCGUAUACCGUACUACUAAAGCUGUGAUCACUAAAGCUUUUCAGAUUAUUUAACAGCCAAACAUUUCGUUUUCUUCCAUAUAAUAUUUGUGCUACUUUCGUAUUAUAUUCCCAUUAUGUUUGCAGAUAAUAAAUAGUAAUGGUAUAAGAAGAACGGAUCGUGUCAACCAAUUUUUUUUAUCAGUUUGACUUUACCUUUUCUCAGGUUUGUGUCGAAUUCACAGUAAUCAAAACUAAGAGGCUCUGU
This is a messenger RNA of Schistosoma mattheei, 1369 nucleotides long. The record is from the annotation of a GenBank genome assembly. Lineage: Eukaryota; Metazoa; Platyhelminthes; Trematoda; Strigeidida; Schistosomatidae.